Catharus ustulatus (Swainson's thrush) is the source of this 689-nucleotide messenger RNA. It is a transcript of the gene TMEM256, whose product is annotated as transmembrane protein 256. Lineage: Eukaryota; Metazoa; Chordata; Aves; Passeriformes; Turdidae. The transcript is spliced from 4 exons. Bases 133 to 471 code for a protein of 112 amino acids. The record is from RefSeq and is a predicted model, not a curated record.
CCGACCCCGCCCCCCCGCUCCCAUUGGUCACUCUGUUUUUGAUUGACGCGCAGCUCGCCCAAUGGAAAUCGCGUCCGCAGCCCGGAAGCGGAAGCGCGCGGGGCGGAAGCGGAAGUGAAGCAGAAAGCAGCAAUGGCGGCGGCCUGGGCUCGGCUCGGGGCGCUCAGCGGAGCCGCCGCGAUGGCGGCAGCGGCCUACGGGGCGCACGGAAUGCGCCGCAGCGACCGGGACGAGUAUCAGAAAGAGCUCUACGACACCGCCAACCGUUAUCACCUCCUGCACAGCCUGGCCCUGCUGGCGACGCCGCACUGCCGCCGGCCGCACCUGGCCGGCUCCCUGCUCCUGGCCGGGCUCGGGCUCUUCUGUGGCCCCUUUUACUUCCACGGCCUCACCGGGGACCCCAAAUUCAACCGGGGGGCUCCGGUGGGGGGGUCCCUGCUCAUCCUGGGCUGGGCGGCCAUGGCGCUCUAGGGACCCCCAAAAACUGCACGAAAAUCGUCAAAAACCACCUCGAAAUCAUCAAAAACGGCCAAAAAAUCAUCGAGAACAGCCAGGAAAUUGUCAAAAACCACCUGGAAAUCGUCAAAAACGGCCAAAAAAUCACCAAAAACGGCCAAAAAAUCAUCGAGAACAGCCAGGAAAUCGUCAAAAACCACCUGGAAAUCGUCAAAAACGGCCAAAAAAUCAUC